Messenger RNA from Triticum turgidum subsp. durum (durum wheat), 1410 nucleotides. Lineage: Eukaryota; Viridiplantae; Streptophyta; Magnoliopsida; Poales; Poaceae. The record is from the annotation of a GenBank genome assembly.
AUGGGUGCUCCCUCCACCGCGCCCGCGCCCUCCCCGCCGGCGCUGCCCGAGGCCUCCGCGCCGGACGACCGUGCGCCGCCCGAGCCCGCCGCGCCGGAGCUGCCGCCGCCGCUGCGGCUGCGCUGCGGCGUGCAGCAGUACGAGUGGGGCCGGCGCGGCGCCGCCUCCCUCGUCGCGCGCCUCUCAGCCGCGGACUCCGCCGCCGAAAUCGACGAGGCCCGCCCCUACGCGGAGCUCUGGAUGGGCACGCACCCGGCCGCGCCCUCCGCCGUGCUCCCCGGCGGCGAGCCCCUCGGCACCUGGCUCGCGCGUAACCCGGCCGCGCUCGGCCCCGCCGUCGCCGCGCGCUGGGCCGGCGACCUCCCGUUCCUCUUCAAGGUGCUGUCGGUGGCGAAGCCGCUGUCGAUCCAGGCGCACCCGGACAAGGGGCUGGCGGAGCUGCUGCACGCCAUGCGGCCGGCCACGUACCGGGACGCCAACCACAAGCCGGAGAUGGCCAUCGCCGUCACCGACUUCCGCGCGCUCUUCGGCUUCGCCGGCAUCCAGGAGCUCAAGGAUGUUAUAAGGACUGUACCUGAAGUUGCAGGGCUGAUCGGACAUGAAGAUGCUGACAAGCUUAUGACUGUAAAAGAGUAUCAUGAUGGCAAUGAUGUAAAAUCCAGUCUGCAAUCAGCAUUCGCUAAGCUAAUGACAGCAAGUAAAGAAGCAGUUUCCGAAGCAGUUAAUAAAUUGAAGGGUCGCCUGAAUGAUGAGAGCGAGAUUCGGACCUUAACAGAGAAGGAGGAACUUGUUUUGUCUCUGGAGAGACAGUAUCCAGAAGAUGUUGGUGUUCUAGCCGCACUUCUCUUCAACUAUGUCAAGCUCAGCCCAGGUGAAGCAAUUUAUAUCGGUGCCAAUGAACCGCACGCAUACCUGUCCGGGGAAUGCAUCGAGUGCAUGGCUACUUCGGACAAUGUGGUUCGUGCUGGUUUGACACCUAAAUACAGAGAUGUGCAGACCCUCUGCUCCAUGCUAACAUACAAACAGAUCUUCCCUGAAAUACUGCGAGGGGUACCUGUGCAGCCAUACGUACGACGCUACACCCCUCCGACUGACGAGUUCGAGGUUGACUGCUGCUUGCUGCCUCCAGGUGAAGUGGUUGUCAUGCCACCGGUACCAGGUCCAUCCAUCUUCCUUGUCAUGACCGGGGAGGGCGAGGUUCAGGCAGACUCCAUGUCAGACGGCGAGAAGGCGAAGGAAGGCGACGUCUUCUUUGUGCCCGCGCACACCGAGGUUAGGCUCUCCGCUUCUGGCCAUGCGACGAUGCAGCUGUACAGAGCUGGGGUGAACAGCAGAGCAUUGUACGCGUGCAACGCUGCUGCUGCGGGGAAGAGGUCCCAGCUGCAGAACAUAUGCGAAAUGGCGAGUUAG